CGGCCAGCGACACGUCUGGGUACUAUGACCUGACCCCGGACUCCUCCAGCGGGGCAUCCGGGGCAAAGACAUUCAAUUUAGAGGAUAUUCCGUACCCUACCAGAGAGAGUGAGAGGCACAGCCCCUCCAACAUGUCCCUCUCCUCCUCCUCCUCUGCCCCCCCCCCCCGCCCCGCCCCCCCCCACCCCAGACACCCUGGAUGCCAUCCCCAUUCCCCCACCCACCCUGGACCUCACCAACAUCCCCAUGCCGCCCGUCACCUUCACCAUCACCCCGCCAUCCCCCAUCCCCAGGCCCAAGAAGGACCCCCUGCCAAGACCCAAGCCCCCCGGUCCCCCUUCCUCCCAUGGCAGCUGCCCCACUGCCCCCCUUAUCCGUCCCCUUGCCCUGCCCCACGCCUGCCCACAGGGAGGAGUCCCUACCAGCCUCGCCGCCCCGGGAGGUGCCCCCCAUCGGAGGGGCGCCGGUGUCCCCCGGGGGACAUGACAGCGACGACGACGAGCCCCCCGUCCUGCAUCCCCCGGCCCCCGAGCCCCGCCCCACCCACCACCAGCCACACCACCAUAUAGCCUUGGCUUCCUGCGGCCUUCACCCUGCUCAUGACACAUCAAUCCACGCCGGCCGGGACCUUACGCCUUCGAUGUAUUACUCCCGCAGCCCAGCCCGCCCCUACCACCACAGCCCGCACACCCUAGAGCGCCCCCCACAUGCUGGCCUCUUCCCUGCUUCACGGCCAGGCCAGAUGGCUACUCAGUGCGUGGCGGCCUCAGGGCGUGGCAGCUGCCACACCCCCGAGGGCUCCUCGCCCCCAGACCACUGCCACGGCCCACACACCCCAGAGCGCCCCCCACAUGCUGGCGGCUUCCCUGCUUCACCGCCAGGCCAGAUGGCUACUCAGGGUGUGGCGGCUGCCACACCCCCGAGGGCUCCCCGCCCCCAGACCACUGCCAGUACCACAGCCCCGUGGUGCAGUACCACAGCAGCAUCAGUCCUCCCUUCUCCCGCAGCCCCCCGUGGAGCCCGGGGCGCCGCUCAUCACCCCCAGACCGCCGUGCCUCCCCGGAGCGGGGCCGCUCACCCCCCAGCCGCUCCCCACGCUACUCCCCGCGCCAUUCCCAUUCCCGGGGGGCUGAGGUCCCCCUGCCGCUCCCCCUCCCCACUGGGUGAGGUGUACCCCUACGAGCGGCGGGGCUGGGUCUGCGCAGCCAGGGAGUGGGAAGCUCUCACCACCACCAUCACAGCCCCAAGGCAGAGCAGAGAAAUAGGGAGGGCAAGGGCUAUGGGUACUCUCCCCCUGCGGCAGUAUUUGAUGACCUCCACUGGGUUCCACAAGGGGGGGGAGGAACAGCGAGUCUCUCCCCCCCAGCCCGCUCCCCCUCCCCCAACACCCUCGAUGCCAAGUCUUUGGGUACUCUCCCAGCCGUGUCACAGCUGAUGAUGAUGAUGCCACCCCCACCCCCAGCCUGAGCCACCCUCCACCCACCCCAGCCCUCACCAAGCCUCCUCCAGUAACCACCACCACCACCACCACCACCACCAGCGACGUAACACCCCACCCCACCCCUCCCCAGACCACAGAUCCCAGACUGUUGGAUGUGACGCCACAAGACACAGGGCUUCGUAACACCAGUGCACGGUGAUCAAGACAACACUGGACCAGAAAGACGCAAAGUACAGGGAACAACACAGUGCUUCUUCAUUUUAGGUGUGCUAAUCCAGACUCUUAGACAGGGCAGCACAAAAUAUAGAUAGUUUUCACAACACUAGUGUACUAUGAUGAUGCAGGAGAGCUAGGAGUGCUAGGAUGAGUGUCUGGGGAGAAGCAAAGCCACCAGGAGACCAGAGGCAUGGGUCAGCUGGGAGGCACUGAGUAUCAAUGAGUAAACAACUGAUUACAGCUACAGGUGAGCCAGAAUGAGCUUGUUAAACUGAGCGGCCUCUUCAAGUACCACUGGAACUGUUCGUCAGAGGAGGAGGAGAAGGUAAGGGAGUGCGCCAAGACCCUUUACAGCGGUGCAAAGGAGUGGAGGGAGAUGAGGAGAAAUUUGAAAGAGAACAGAAGUAGAAUGACAUCAGAUAGCAGGAGUCCUUAGGAUUUAGCACAAUAAGAUCAAUAAUUCUCUUACAUGAGUGACCUAAAGUAAGGCAGUUUAGUCUGGCCUAACUUAACUGACCUACCUAUUUCUGUUAUGAGCUAAGAUAGGCUAUGUUAGGUUAUAUUAAAUUAUAUAAUUAUUUUUUUUUUUCAUCAUUAUUAUUAUAAAGAAGAAAUAGAACCGAGAAAAUAAAGUUAAAAAUUAUUGUUA
Messenger RNA from Scylla paramamosain (green mud crab), 2306 nucleotides. RefSeq names its product basic proline-rich protein-like. The transcript is spliced from 8 exons. The record is from RefSeq and is a predicted model, not a curated record. The coding region runs from base 200 to 1435 and encodes 411 amino acids. Lineage: Eukaryota; Metazoa; Arthropoda; Malacostraca; Decapoda; Portunidae.